This is a messenger RNA of Penaeus vannamei (Pacific white shrimp), 3163 nucleotides long. Its product is annotated as probable G-protein coupled receptor No18. Gene Ontology annotation, biological process: adenylate cyclase-activating adrenergic receptor signaling pathway. NCBI's taxonomy places the organism in Eukaryota, Metazoa, Arthropoda, Malacostraca, Decapoda, Penaeidae. Gene Ontology annotation, cellular component: plasma membrane. The record is from RefSeq and is a predicted model, not a curated record. Gene Ontology annotation, molecular function: octopamine receptor activity.
CCAGCAUCGCUUCCCUGACCCGCGUGGCGAAGGGUCAUGCCCCAGCCGCGUCUCCUCUGACCCGUCGUGUUUAGUGCCCAAGCCGUUCGCGAUGACGAUACCAAGACUUUCCGGAAACGAGACGCUCACGAACCUCGUGGAGUCCGACCUCAACGUCUCCGGCCUCGAGGAGGAACCGCUCUUCGGAGUUGACUUCGAGCUGGCGAUGCCCGUGUGGGAGAUCGUGGUGACCGUCGUCUCCUUAGGCGUCAUCAUCAUCUUCACCAUCAUCGGCAACGUGCUGGUGAUCCUGUCCGUGUUCACGUACCGGCCGCUGCGCAUCGUGCAGAACUUCUUCAUCGUGUCGCUGGCCGUGGCCGACCUGACGGUGGCCGUGUUCGUGCUGCCCUUCAACGUGGCCUACAGCAUCAUCGGCAAGUGGGUGUUCGGCAUCCACCUGUGCCAGAUGUGGCUCACGUGCGACAUCAUGUGCUGCACGGCCUCCAUCCUCAACCUGUGCGCCAUCGCGCUCGACCGCUACUGGGCCAUCACGGACCCCAUCAACUACGCGCAGAAGCGCACCGUCAAGCGCGUCAUGAUCAUGAUCGGCCUCGUGUGGGCCAUCAGCGUGGUCAUCUGCCUGCCGCCGCUGUUCGGCUGGAACGACUGGCCCGACGUGUUCACCUCCGACACGCCCUGCAUCCUCACGCAGGAGCGCGGCUUCGUCAUCUACUCCUCCUCGGGCUCCUUCUACUGCCCGCUGCUCAUCAUGACCAUGGUCUACAUCAAGAUCUUCACGGCCACGCGGAGGCGCCUGCGCGAGCGGGCCAGGGCCUCCAAGCUCAACCAGAUCCCCAACAGCGGAAAGGCCAGGCUCACCCGGGAGGAGGACUCCGCCGUGAGCGAGAACGGCCAGAACGGCUACAAUGACACCAGCACGAAAAAGCUGGUUCAGAAGAAGAGGCGAAAGAAGAGGAAGUCAGGGAACAAGGGCCAGGCCUCGCCUGCGACGCCCACGCUCGCCCCGCCUCCCAUUGCGGAAACCUCGGACCUGAGCAACCCGAAGGACGAGGCCUCCCCACUCGACGAGAAGAAGGGCGCAGACGUCAUCGUCAGAGUGAACCCGAAGGACGGCAGCCAGAUCCACCAGUUCAUCGAGGAGAAGCAGAAGAUUUCUCUGUCCAAGGAGCGUCGAGCCGCCCGGACGCUGGGCAUCAUCAUGGGCUCCUUCGUGGUGUGCUGGCUGCCCUUCUUCCUCAUGUACGUGAUCCUGCCCUUCUGCUCCACGUGCCCGGUGCCCAACGACAAGGUCAUCAACUUCAUCGUGUGGCUCGGCUACAUCAACUCCUCCCUCAACCCGGUCAUCUACACCAUCUUCAACCUGGACUUCAGGAGGGCCUUCGCCAAGAUCCUGAGGUGCCCCAACACCACGGCUCUGUAAGCUCGUGAAAAUAUGAUUAAAAGACUAUCAAAUUGAUGUUUUUUUUACGUUAUGAAGUUUUUGUUUGACUACAUGAGAUACAUACUCAGAGGUGACAAAAUGAAGAAUGUGAUAUUGUUGUGAUCCUUUUACGAAUAUAUAACUCGGACAUCUUUAAAAAAUACUGAAACCACCAGAUUAAUGCGUGGAUUGUGCCAAUCCAAAUGUAUAAUAUGAAGUUAUGCCAAAGAUUUGAUCCCUUGAUAUUAUGUUAUAUGUUAAUGCUCACGUGUGUUGAAGAUAUAUUGUUUUAUGCCUUACUGACGUCCUGGUCCACGAAACAAAGAUGAGGAUAGGUGAAGAAAAACAAAUUGAAUUGAUAAGGAAAAUAUAAGAAAUAUAUAUCAUAUCAUAUCUAUACCAUGUCAGUAAAGCAAUAUCCCUGAAUGCUCAGUCAAAGGUGUGUGUAUAUUCUUUUAUAAAGAUCAUAUAUUUGAAAAAUUAUGGUCAGACCACAUGUAUUUUAAAUCAGUGUAGAAUAAUGAUGAUACUAAAUACUAGUCUCUCUUACGCUGAGAAUGUAAACUUACCAGUAGUGCAAUGCAGAUAUAAAGUCUUACAUAUACCAAAUGCCCCUCAUCCCCAAACUAAAAUCUAUUAGUAAAUGUGUAUAUAUCCGUGUUUAUGACAGAUAUCUAUAACUUACGUCUGGAAGUUAAGGUAAAGAGCCUACUGUCGGAAAUCAUUCUUUAGUAUAAAAUGAAGAUGUCUACCACAGUCAUCAGGAGUUCCAAAAGCUCUUUCGAUAUGGCCAUUGUCAGGCACAGGUGUCUGUGUGACGGGGAAGCGUGUUGGGUAUGUCGAAGCACGACUUGGUGUCCACAUAGUCUGUAUUUCGUGUAUCCGGAGGGAAGGCCUGGGGGUCAUCAGGCGCGAUCUGGCGGUUCGAAAGCCACGAUUUGUAGGUUCUUCCAUAAGAAAUUUAUGUUUCAUUAAUUUUAGAGUAAUAUUGUAUUAGACUGGUACAUAUCUCCGAUAGUGGGAGAUUUAUAACUAUUGAAGAGCCUGCCGUCUUGUGAUACUAAGGACUCUUUAAGGUUUUAGCACAUUAAGAUAUCAUAUCACAAGAUGUGAACUUUGGCAGCUUUAUUGUUGUAAUAGAAAGUGAAUACCUUUUUUCUGUUUCUCGUUAUUUGAAGAGUUAGAUACUGACAGCUGUUGUGAUAUCUGUCUAACAACGAUGUUACUGGAUAACUAUAUAAAGUAAAAUAAUAAGAAUAAAUAUAUAAGAAAGAUAUAUAUAUUAGAAGAACAGCCAUGUAGCGCUACCCAACUGGUUUGGGGAAGAUGCAAGUGCUUAAGGACCACUUUGUAACAAUUCAUCCCAAGUAGGUGGUAAAUCACCAUGUUUGAUUUAUCAUUUCCGCUAAUGCUAUUUUGGAGUGAAUGCACUAGUCCUCAAUAAAUGAGUGGACAACUAAGCAAAGAAUAGAUGUAACACCAACACUGUGUAGUGGAUUAUUUGCUAUGAUCUGAUUUGUGAUAUAAUAUAUUUGAUUAGCUAAGAGAUAUACUUCAUUUCACGUUUAACUCAUGCACCCAUUGUAUGGCUAAUAAAGGUGAUGGGAUACACUGAAUUAGAUAACAGCGGUCUGCAUUUUGAUACAUAUUUCCCUUUUAUCAUAUUUCCUUUUUAAAUCCUUUGGGAGAUUGGCAUCCCAAACUGAGCCCCAAAAGGGGGUGCCAAACUCUUACAUCGAUCCU